Emiliania huxleyi CCMP1516 is the source of this 261-nucleotide messenger RNA. RefSeq lists its product as hypothetical. The transcript has 3 exons. The record is from RefSeq and is a predicted model, not a curated record. Lineage: Eukaryota; Haptophyta; Isochrysidales; Noelaerhabdaceae. The coding region runs from base 1 to 261 and encodes 86 amino acids.
AUGGUGACGCCGCGGUUCAGAGGAGCGAGGCGAGUCGGCGGAGAGGACGCGAGUGGCGGGGGCGGCUCGACGAAGGGCAGCUUCGUGAUGCGCGACGGAGCAAACGGCUCGAAGCCCAUCUCAAACUGGGGCGGCAACAAUCCGGACCCCGAUUUUGUGGCGAGGCACAACCACCUGAUGGAGCGGCAGCACUUUGGCGGGGACUAUUGGCGCUCGCGUGGCGUAAACAGCGCUCCGCGGCCCUCCUUUUACAAGCGCUGA